Microplitis demolitor is the source of this 3672-nucleotide messenger RNA. RefSeq lists its product as uncharacterized. The transcript is spliced from 11 exons. The record is from RefSeq and is a predicted model, not a curated record. Lineage: Eukaryota; Metazoa; Arthropoda; Insecta; Hymenoptera; Braconidae. The coding region runs from base 103 to 3672 and encodes 1189 amino acids.
UUAUUUAUUGUAGUGCUAUAUAAUUAUUUAUUCGUUGGAUUCGUUAAUCGUUAUCAGUUAAAUAGUUGUUUAAUAAUUAUACAUCGUGAUAAUUAUUGAAAAAUGGUCAAUCACUGCGUAGUUAAUGAAUGUGUGAGUGGUCGAGUAAGUGAGCGUAAUAAAAAUAAAAAAUUAGGUCGUAGAAAUACUUCGUUAUUUACUGUGCCACAGAAUCCUGAUCUAUUGAAUUUAUGGAGUUCUGCAUUACAACAAAAACUUGUGCCAAAAAAAAAUCACGUCUGUGAGCUACAUUUUAAUGACGACGACAUAAUUAAGAGUGAUAGAGUAACAAUCUCUAAUGGAAUUGUCGAAGAAUUGCCUAGGAAAAAUUAUGCACUUAAACCAUGUGCCAUUCCUACGUUAAACCCUGAAAAGUCCAUUAGUAAUGAAAGUGCCAACAACGUUAGAACUCCAAAUGUUCUGUGUGAUCCACUCUUCUCCAGUGAAGCUAGUAGUUCUUGUGAUACUCAUGAAAAUUUAUCGGAGCAUAAUGAAGAAUUGGUAAUUGCUCAAGAUUCUAUUAACAACUGUGACCAUCUCGAAAAUGUUGAUAUCGCUAUGAAUUCUCAAGAAUUUAAUAGCCAUAAAAAUGACCAGGUUGAACAGUUACUCCAAUUACCAAUUUUGGAAGCUAAUAUUGAGGAAUUUUCUUUAUUAACAAUUAUUAAUAUGUUAAAAUUCACUCCCCUCCUUCAAAAUUGGAGUUGGACGACAGAUUUGUUAGAUUCUAAGAAAAUAGUCUUAUGUUAUUUAGAUAAAGUUUCAAUGAACUUAAAACUUCGUGUUAAGAUAAAUGUCAACUUUAAAAUCUCGCUAAUCAACAUCAGAACUCAAAAAUUAAUUGACCUUGACGGUAAUUGGUCUGAUAUAUCCGAUUUUUGGAAAUUUCUAAAAACAUUGGAAGAGUACAAAUUAUGUGAUGGAACUGGAUUUGAUCAAGAAAGAUGUUCACCAAACUGUACCGGUGUUUUAUUAUCUCGUGAAGAGUACAAAAAACAAAUGAAAGACUAUCGGGGUGUUGCUUGCCGAAAAUUAAGACAUAGAUUGUUAAAUCAAUCUUAUGUAGUGAAGCCUGAUUUGAAAGAGUGCUAUGACAAUCUUAAAUACCAAGUGGGUCUUAAAAAUAAAAAAAUUGAGCGUCUCAAACGAAAGAAUGACAUACUAUUAAAAAUGAUUAAAACACAACAAGAAAAUUGUACAGCUAUUAAAGAUGAAGUUUUGAGAGCUGAAAUUUCCAUUCUACCUGCAGUACAACAACUUGCGAUCCGUGCUUGUUUCAAUGCUGCAAAAGUUACGAAUGCAAAACAAAGAAGAUAUACGGUACAGUGGGUGUAUGAAUGCUUAUUACUUCGCAUUAAAAGCGCGACCGUGUAUGACCGACUCCGAGAACGUCAAAUCUUACCUCUUCCUUGCAAAGAUACCCUUAACAGAUACAUCCAGAAACUAGACAGCGCUUUUGGCUUUCCAAAAGCGAUAUUCGAUAUUCUACGUAUAAAAAGUUCGCGUAUGGAAGUACACGAAAAACGGGGUACACUUCUAAUAGAUGAAGUAGCUUUAAGUGAAGCCAUCAAGCUAAACCGUAAGACCAUGCAACUCGAUGGCUUCGUAAAUUUAGGACAACACACACCUCAACAUCUUCUAAACACUCGAGCUGAUCAUGCCCUAGUCUUCAUGUUCCAGCCGUUUCAAGGCGAUUGGGUGCAGGUUGUUGGAAGUUUUCUGAGUAGAAAUUCUGUCACUAGUGUUAUUCUACAUAAGUUACUUGUUGAGUGCAUCAUACUGUUAGAAAAUGCUGGAUUUUAUGUGGAUGUUGUUACUUCAGAUGGUGCGCAAUGGAAUCGAGGAGCGUGGACACUGUUUGGCAUAAAGGAUGGUCAAUCUAGCUGCGAACAUCCAUGUAACUCCGACCGAAGACUUUGGUUUAUGUCUGACUUUCCACAUUUAAUCAAGUGUUUUAGAAAUAAAAUUAUGGAAAAACUGUUUUUUUGGACACCUGAUGGAUUUGUAAGAAAAAUUCAUUGGGAAAAUUUGUUACAACAUGAAACUUAUUUAAAAUCAAAUCUAAAGAUAGCCUUUAAACUAACUCCACAGCAUUUAAAUCCAGAAGGGUAUCAAAAAAUGAACGUGCCUUUGGCUUAUCAGUUAUUUUCGAAAAGUAUUCAAGUUGCUAUGAAAAUGUAUAAAAACGAAGCUACUGAGCUCAGAGAUUGCGAUUCAACAAUUGCUUUCAUCGAACGAGUUAAUAAUUUGAUCCAAGCGAUGAGUUCUCGUACCCCUCAAGAUGCUUUGCGUUUGAAUCAGGAGUGUCCUCAAAAAAAGGCAAUUAUUGAGUUUUUGGAUUAUCUGAAAAUUUGGGAGGCUAAAGCAAACGACGAAAAGCAGCUCAAUAAAAAAAAGAGGAAAAAACAAAAACAGGAUGACGAAAUCGAAGACAAAUUUUUUUUUGCAAUUACUCCGAGUACUCUGACAGGAUUAAAAAUCACACUGCAAGCUACUCUUGAGUUGGCAGAAUUUUUAAAAGAAAAGUGCAACUAUGAUUAUUUGAUGACGUCACGUCUUAAUCAGGAUCAAUUAGAAAAAUUUUUCGGUAUAAUGCGAAAUGUCUGUCGGUGUAAUGACCAUCCUGAUACAAUUCUUUUUGGGCAAGUUUUCCGGUUAUUAUGCUCCUAUUCCUUAGUCACUCCACCGAAAGGGUCCAAUGUCACUGCCGGUGAGCUUCUCCAAUCUUUAAUGCAAUCAAAAGAAUCAUUGACUGCAGCCACUGCUUUAAAAAAAAAUUGGCUUGAUGACAUAGACGCUAUUGUUGAAAAUGGUAUUGUAAAUAAUGACAAUUCACCUCAUCAAGAUAUGGAUGGAAAUGUUUCUGUUGCUAAAAUACCUUUUGAGAGUUUGUUGGACGAUGACAGUGAUGAAGAAACAGCAUCCGAUGUUCAUUCUUUCAUUAGAGAACCAUUUGAAAAUAUUUUAAAUGAAGACAGUGACGAUGAUAUAGAUGAGGACAAACAUUUAUGUCAUGAUAAUUAUUAUCCAUUUGAAAAUUCAUAUGCUGCUGAAGAUUUAAAUGGCAAUACUGUAUCCGGUCAAGAUAAAGAAGAAGAAAAUACUUAUCUCAAUGAAGAUGAAGGCGAAGAAAAUUAUGGUUUCUGUGACGAUCCACACUAUCACCAUGAUUAUGAUGUGGUUUCGACGAGUGACAAUGUAGUAGCUUAUAUUGCCGGAUACGUUGCACGAAAAUUUCACCGAUUAACUUCGUGCUGUGAUUGUAUCGACACAUUACGUUCUACAAAUCCUUCUGAACGCGACAAAGUCAUUGAACUUAUGAGUAAUGGUGAUUUAAUUUUUCCAAGUGAAAAUUUAUUUAAAUUGUUUAAAAGACUGGAGAAAAUUGUAUUACAAGUGGUUGGUACUAAAACCAUCAAAAUUAAUACUAUGCACCAAAUUUUAGAGAAAGUGGCUAAUGCAAAAAGUUUACCGAUUUUAAGUUGUGAAGAACACAGAAAAGAGCUUAUGGCUAAAAUUCUGAACAACUUUAUUGUAAUGCGCGGGAACUUCUUAGUUAAUUUAAUUAAUCGCACCUUUAAUGAGCGAAAAUUAAUGACGAAAAAACACCGCAAACAUUCAAAAUUAUCUUAA